Messenger RNA from Oppia nitens, 1486 nucleotides. RefSeq names its product phosphatidylserine decarboxylase proenzyme, mitochondrial-like (gene Pisd). Lineage: Eukaryota; Metazoa; Arthropoda; Arachnida; Sarcoptiformes; Oppiidae. The coding region runs from base 212 to 1399 and encodes 395 amino acids. The record is from RefSeq and is a predicted model, not a curated record. Gene Ontology annotation, biological process: phosphatidylethanolamine biosynthetic process. Gene Ontology annotation, cellular component: mitochondrion. The transcript has 6 exons. Gene Ontology annotation, molecular function: phosphatidylserine decarboxylase activity.
AAACAUUUGGUUCAAAAGUCAAGUCUUAGUCGUCUUUCGACAUCAUUUAGGAGUCAUUGAGAGCGAGUCUCUCAAAGAUCCGGAUCUACUGAUUGAAUGACAACAAAAAAUCCACAAAAAAGAGAUUAAUUUUUUCAAAUAAAAACUUUGACAUUAAAAUCAAAAAAGUCUUUUCUUUGGUUGCUUUGAUCACAAAAGAUCCACUAAAACGAUGGCUAAGUUAUUAUCGGUUUUCAGAGUUAUUAAUCGUUCUUCGCAAAAGACAUCGACUCACACUUGGAAACGAUUUCAAUACAAUAGAGUCAAAAGAUUUGUGGGAAGUCUUCAAUGGUUUCAUAUACCCAUUUCAAUGGUCUUCACUUACAUUGCUUUCCAACAGUUCCGACGGUAUAAAACUAAAGACAGCCAGAAGUCAAUAGCUGAUGAAAAUGUCGGCUCAAAACCUACUUAUAUUGCAUCGAUAUCAAUGUAUAAAAUGCUUCCAUUGAGGACAGUGUCCCGGAUCUGGGGUUGGAUUAACUCCAUAGAGUUGCCAGUGAUUAUGAGAAGUCCUAUAUUGACAUCAUAUGUUAAAGCUUUUGGUGUCAAUUUGGAGGAAGCAUUUAUCGACGAUUUGAGACAAUACAAGAAUUUAGGCGAAUUCUUUAGACGUCCCCUCAAACCUGGUGUCCGUCCCAUUGAUACGUCCAACGGAAUCGUGAGUCCUUCAGACGGAACUAUAUUAUACUUUGGCAAAGCAACUGAUGAUACGGUAGAAGAAGUAAAAGGAGUUACGUAUUCAUUGCCACAAUUUUUAGGUCCACAGAAUUGGAGUCAUAAACAUAAAACUAAUAUUAAUAAUAAUAAUAAAGAUUAUCGAAAGUCAUUGUUAAUAAAUAAUAAAAAUCAAGAUUCAGAACUAUAUCAUUGUGUUAUAUACUUAGCACCGGGAGAUUAUCAUAGAUUUCACUCACCAAUUGAGUGGCAAAUCAAAUAUAGGCGACACUUUCCGGGAAAACUUUUAAGUGUGAGACCAACAGUGGUUUCUUGGUUUCCCAAUCUGUUUAAUCUUAAUGAAAGAGUCAGUUAUAUCGGCAAAUGGAAGUACGGCUUCUUCUCGAUGACAGCCGUUGGCGCCACUAAUGUCGGAUCAGUUAAAGUGUAUUUUGAUGAUGCAUUGGCCACCAACCGAAUGUUGGGUCGUAUGAGACAACAUUUCAAUGAUUUUAAACUGAAAAAAGCUAAACAUCUGGAAAAAGGCGAUCCGUUCGGUGAAUUCAAUUUGGGAUCAACUAUUGUCCUCGUAUUUGAAGCGCCGAAACAUAUGAAAUUUGAGAUACAAAGCGGACAAAAGAUUAAAUACGGACAACUAAUUACCCGAUGUGAUGAACACAAUCAUAAUAAAAGCACAUCUAAAUGAGCUUAACAUUUGUAUUGAUAUUGAUUUAUAGGGUAUGACUUUAUAGUCUACUAAAUGUGUGAUUAGUUAUGCCUUGUUUUAAUUUUA